Molecule: messenger RNA, 1106 nt
Organism: Aspergillus pseudonomiae
Lineage: Eukaryota; Fungi; Ascomycota; Eurotiomycetes; Eurotiales; Aspergillaceae
Product: putative histone h1.3.
Exons: 3
Coding region: 212-877 (221 amino acids)
Source: RefSeq, a predicted model, not a curated record
GUUUCUCUUUUCCCCGUGUUUCUCGUUGGUAAUCUUGUCUCUCCUCACUUUACAAUCUCCCAUCUCCUCACUCUGUUAAUCUCCCCUACCUCUCACUUUUCCUACCCCCAGCUCCAUCGACUCUACACUUCUUCUCUCAACAUUCUACCAUCACCUAUUUUCACCAUUCACCUGCACCCAAGCAUCAACCAUCUACGUUGGAACCGCCAAUAUGUCCAACAAAGUCAAGUCCGACACUCUCCUGGGUCUCACCAAUUCCGAGCAGAAGAUCCUCCUCCUGAGCAUCCUCUGCACCGACGAAAGUAACAAACUUGACUUCGACAAACUAGCCCAGUACGGCGGGUACAAGAACCCAGCUUCAGCUAGUACAACAUUCCGCAACGCAAAGCGCAAGCUGAGCGACUACAAGCCAGAGCCACUCACCUCCGCCGAGGCCUCUGCAGCCAAUACCCCCAAGAGGGGCCGACCUCCCAAGAAGGCCGCGGCCGCGGAAACCCUAAUGGCUGCCGACUCAGAGCCCGCGGAGGAAGAAGCAGCACCAGCGCCUAAAGCGAAGCGCCCCCGUACCACAAAGAAAGGCAUCGCACAGGUGAUCAAGAAAGACUCUGAAGACGUCAUUAAGUCUGAUCCCAGUCCCUCCAAGGCUAAACCCACGGGUAGCAUCAAAUCUGAGGACAGUACUAUCGAGGAGGAAUGUUCCGGUAAAGAAGAGGGUUCGAUCAAGGAGGAGGUGGAGGCUAUUAAGCAGGAACCGGAGGGCGUUUACGACGAAUGCAAGACCGAGGACGAGACCCCCAUGACCAAUGAGGAGCUCGAUGCUCAGCUCGACGCGAUGUACGAGGCUGGUAUCAAGACUGAGACUGAGGGUGGUGCUUAGGUUGUCUUCUUGGUAUCUUGCUAUGACGGGUCCCAUGAAGGACGACGGGGUUAUCUAGUUAUCUUUUGUUUCUUUUCUCAUCGGCAAUAGGCUACUAUUCGGUGAAAUGGGUAGCGAGAAUUUGGAUUGGUGUUGCUCAGGAUAGGAAGAUCUAAGGAUCUGGUAUCUGGUGGUCUAUCUACACUGCGUUACUUUGUUCAUAAAAUUCAAAACAAAAAAAACUCCGUUC